Messenger RNA from Funneliformis caledonium, 1125 nucleotides. The record is from the annotation of a GenBank genome assembly. NCBI's taxonomy places the organism in Eukaryota, Fungi, Glomeromycota, Glomeromycetes, Glomerales, Glomeraceae.
AUGGUAACUAAUAAACCAUAUAAAGAACUUAAAGAAAAUCAACAAAAUACAAAGAGAAUAAUGCAGGAUACAAAAUGUGUGAUAAAUACAUUAAUUAUCCUUGUCAUUGAAAGUGAAACCAAAUUAAUUUUUGAAGAAGCAUUGAAAUUAACAUCAAUAAAACCUAUCAGAAGUGCGAAACAACUUCCAUUACUUAAUCAAAUAUUAAGGGAACUCAUAGAUCUACGUGUGAGUCGUACAAAACAAUGGCAUGAAAAUCGUCAUAAACAAAAAGUGGUUGAAAAAAAGUUACAUUUGAUUAAAUUUUGUCGAAGCGAUAAACGGCAUGCGGUCGUGGUCGUAGUCGUAGUCCCGAGGUACCACGGAAAAAGCAAUGACUUGCAGAAAAAUCCGAUGGAAGCGGAGAUUCCGAGUAUUGGAAUAGUUUGGUCUUCUAAUUUUUCCUCUCCGAUCGAAAAUAUCUUAAUUGACGGUGCCAAGGUCUUAGAUGUAUCUUGUGGUGCUGGGACUUAUCUGUUGGACCUAUCGACCGAGUACAAUUUCUCGGAAUUUGUUGGUGUUGAUAAAAAUCAAUUAUUUCCUACAUCAAUUAAGCCUAAUAAUAUCAAUUUCCUUGAUGCUAGUGUAGAGAAGGGUUUGUCUUUCCAAGAUAAUUAUUUUGAUUUCGUUCAUUUAUCUGUCAUCGAACCUCUUUAUAAUGCAAGUCAAUGGAAUUUUGUCAUUGAUGAAAUGUUAAGAGUAACAAAACCUGGUGGAUGGGUGGAAAUACAGGGGUAUGAUUUUGAAGAAAACAAUAUUGGACCAAAUUUUUUAACAUUUAUUCAAGGAUUAUUUUUGCCACAAAAUUACAUAAAAUCAAUCCUUUCCACAAAUACCCGGAUCGAAAUCUUAGAAUCUGAUAUUAGAAAGGUGAAGUUGGGUAAAAAUAGCGACAAAACAGGAUUAUUAUUUGAACAACUUUGUACGGUGUUUUUCUCAGAAGUACUUGGUGAAGUGUUACUUGAUACGAUGAAUUUUGAUAAUGUUGAUGAGUUGAAUCAAGAAUGGAAUGGGACUUUAAAGGAAUUUGACGAAGUUCAAACCAUUGUAGAUGCAUAUAGGAUCUAUGCUAUGAAAAAAAUCUAG